Messenger RNA from Fraxinus pennsylvanica, 1095 nucleotides. NCBI's taxonomy places the organism in Eukaryota, Viridiplantae, Streptophyta, Magnoliopsida, Lamiales, Oleaceae. The record is from the annotation of a GenBank genome assembly.
AUGGUUAGCAAGACAGCACCUGGUUCAUUCAAGCAGCAAUCUUGUCCCAGAAAGGGAAAGUUGUAUUGUACUGAAUGUGGAUAUACUUCUCACACAACUGACAAGUGCUUCAGACUUAUUGGUUUUCCUCCUGUUUUUAAAUCUGGCAGAAAUAAGGGAAUUAAUUCUUCAAGCCAAGUUCAUUCAGUAGCAUCUUCUGGUGAGCAAAGCCUUUCUUCAAUGCCUUUUACUCCAGAACAAUAUAACCAAAUACUCAACUUGAUUAAACCUAUCAAUGCUCCACCUAUUGACGCUCCUCUGAUCAAUAAGUUUGAUAACCUCACCCGGACAUUUCAGCCUCAAUGCAACAUGACAGACUUGGAUAUCUCCAAUACAAAAAUACAGUCUUCUACCAAUAUACCUCGCAGAUCUUCCAGAAUUAGGAAUAUUCCUAGCUACCUUGACCAGUAUCAUUGCAACCUCCUUACCUCUUCAUCAGAUCAAUCUCGCUCCAUGUGUUCAGGGAGAUCGAAUAAGAGAAGCGAGGCCAUAUGGUUGAAUUUGCCGGCGAGUGGGACCAAGUGUGUGUCGGAGGAAAUCCAGAAUAACGUUGUCGUUUUGGCCGAUUACGUUGUCAUUUCCGAUGACCAUGUACACCCCACCCCCACUAUUUCCUCUAAGGUUACUUCGCCAUAUGGCAAUAACCUUCAUCACCUCGAAAAUACCACACACGGUCAAUUUGCAUUCACGACUAGUGAGGCUGGCAACUAUCUGGCAUGUUUCUGGGUUGACAGUCAUAAUCCAGGAGGUGGGGGUACAAGUGUUAACAUUGACUGGAAAACUGGAAUUGCAGCAAAGGAUUGGGAAUCAGUUGCAAGGAAGGAGAAAAUCGAGGGUGUUGAACUUGAGCUGAGAAAGCUUGAAGGAGCAGUGGAGGCCAUUCAUGAAAAUCUUUUGUAUCUUAAGAGCAGAGAAGCCGAGAUGCGAAUCGUGAGUGAAGCAACAAAUGCUCGGGUGGCAUGGUUGAGUAUUAUGUCCUUGGGGAUCUGCAUUCUUGUUUCAAUUGCUCAGAUUUCAUACUUGAAGCAGUACUUUCAAAAGAAGAAGCUAAUUUAG